Messenger RNA from Cucumis melo (muskmelon), 987 nucleotides. RefSeq names its product thiamine phosphate phosphatase-like protein. The record is from RefSeq and is a predicted model, not a curated record. Gene Ontology annotation, molecular function: phosphatase activity. The coding region runs from base 140 to 853 and encodes 237 amino acids. The transcript is spliced from 4 exons. NCBI's taxonomy places the organism in Eukaryota, Viridiplantae, Streptophyta, Magnoliopsida, Cucurbitales, Cucurbitaceae.
UCAAAUUUUACUACAAUUAUUUUUCCGAUUUGUUGGCCGCCGUCGGGUUUCAUCGCCGGCGGCUGAGUUGAAGGUGGAAACGGCCACUUGGAUCGCUGCGCAUCCGGUUUAAGUUGCUGGACCGUUUGCGGUGGCCGAGAUGGCUGGGAUUACGAUAGUUUUCGACUUCGAUCGGACGAUCAUUGAUGGGGAUAGCGAUAAUUUGGUGGUGACUCAAAUGGGUCUUACAAAUCUCUUCAACAAGCUCUACUCUUCCUUGGCGUGGAACUCUCUCAUGGAUACCUUGAUGGUGGAGCUCCAAUCGCAAGGAAGAACUAUGAGGGAUAUUGCAAAGUGUUUGGAAGGUGCUGCAUUGCAUCCACGAAUUAUUGCUGCUAUUAGAUCAGCUCAUGAUGCUGGGUGUGACUUAAGGAUAAUUAGUGAUGCAAAUCAGUUUUUCAUUGAGACAAUCUUAGAACAUCAUGGUGUGUUGGGAUGCUUUUCCACUAUCAACACAAACCCUACCUUUGUUGAUGGGAAAGGAAGGCUUAGAAUUUCACCAUAUCAUGACGAAUCAUCUCCUCAUGGCUGCAAUUUGUGCCCAUCAAAUAUGUGUAAGGGCCUUGUAAUCGAUCAAAUCCGAGCUUCGAAAGGCGAAAAAAACGAAUUCAUAUACAUUGGAGAUGGAAGGGGUGAUUAUUGUCCAACUCUAAGGCUUCAAGAAGGAGAUCAUGUGAUGCCUAGGAAGCUCUAUCCUCUCUCAGAUCGCAUAAACUCCAAUCAAACAAUUGUAAAGGCUAAGAUCCAUGAAUGGAGUGAUGGGAAAGAACUGGAGAAGAUCUUAUUAAACAUUUUGGAUAUAAAAAAAAAUUAAUUCUGCAAUCCAGAGGUAGUAUAAUUUUGCGGAAAUUGCUCUUUGGUUGCUUAUAUUCAAUCAUAUUGUCAUGGGAAUAAAAUCUUUGCUGUCCAUUUCUUACUAGGAGAAAACUUUUAGUUACAUUUUGCUGA